CGCCCAAAUAUAAAAAUCUCUCUUUCUUUACUUCCAUUUCUUUACCAUUUCCGUUUCCAUCGCCGGCAAUUUUCUAGCCGCUAAAAAAUGUCAUUUUUCGGCGACUUACGUCAUACACCUGCCCCCACCAAGCCACCUGGGGCCGCCGCGGUCGGCGGCGUCGCUGACCCUACAGUUCCGCUGCAGAACCUCGCUAAUGUCCAAGCAAGAAUGGACUCCCUCCAGAAAUUCCUCUCCACUUCUGUCACCGGAAAUAUUCUCCUCGGCGAAGAACAGAUGGGGAUGGUGUCCUCUGAGAUCGCCGCCGCCAUACAUCAGAUUAUAGUCAACGGCGCCGCCCUCCUCGCUUCCACACAAGCCGCGGAUGAAGUUAGCCCUCAUAAAUCGACUAAUAAACGUCUGUUUUCCGAGACCGAGACCGAUUUCGUUGACCAGAACGCCGUCGCGGCGGAGGACGGCGGAUCCGGCGGAUGCGGCGGCGAGGAUUGGGAAAUCAUCGAGCUAGAUGCGGUGGAGCUGCUAGCGGAGCACAUCCAUUUCUGCGAGAUAUGCGGGAAGGGGUUCAAGCGGGACGCGAAUCUCCGGAUGCAUAUGCGGGCCCACGGGAAUCAGUUCAAGACGGUUGAGGCGUUAGCGAAGCCCGGGAAAUGCGGCGGAGAAUCCGGGGCGCGGGGCCGAAAUACCCGCUUCUCGUGCCCGUUUAUCGGGUGCUCGAGAAACAAAAAUCACAACAAAUUCCGCCCUCUCAAAUCCGCAAUCUGCGUUAAGAAUCACUUCCGCCGCAGCCAUUGCCCCAAGAUGUACUCCUGCAAUCGCUGCCACAAGAAGAGCUUCUCCGUUUUGGCGGAUUUGAAGAGCCACGCUAAACACUGCGGGGAGACCAAGUGGAAAUGCUCUUGCGGGACCAAUUUCUCCCGCAAGGACAAGCUCUUCGGCCAUAUGGCGCUCUUCGAGGGCCAUAUGCCGGCGGUUGACGAUGAAAAAGCGGCGCCUCCCAUGGCGGAGGACGAUGAAGAAGAGGAUUCUACGGCGAAGAAAGAGUCGAAUUCGGGCGGGUCGGAUAACGGGUUCUUGGACCGACUUCUUAAGGACGAUUGUGAUUCCAUUGACAAUUACUGCUUCCAAGAAAUCCUGGGUUGGUCUUCUCCUAAUGCCGGAAAUGGUUUAGUCGAUACUUUCUUCGGUCUUUGAUAUGAACUUUGAUAUGAAUUUGUUGUUCAUAGUGUUAUUAUGUUUUGUUCUAUAUGAAUAAAAUGGUUUUCUAUUUUGUGAUUGA
Messenger RNA from Ipomoea triloba (trilobed morning glory), 1276 nucleotides. RefSeq names its product protein SENSITIVE TO PROTON RHIZOTOXICITY 1-like. Gene Ontology annotation, biological process: response to acidic pH; response to aluminum ion. NCBI's taxonomy places the organism in Eukaryota, Viridiplantae, Streptophyta, Magnoliopsida, Solanales, Convolvulaceae. The transcript has a single exon. The record is from RefSeq and is a predicted model, not a curated record. Bases 88 to 1191 code for a protein of 367 amino acids.